GCCUCAUCUCUGUCAGUCAUCAGUUUUUGCAAUUUCUCAACGGUAUCUCAUCUCAAAUUGUCAUUCUCAUCAACUCAAUGGCAAUGCCGGUUCGUCAGAAACCAGAUUAGGGUCAUCACGCGUGCAGGCUAUUGACUUCAAGGAAUUCUGGGGUUGCUAUUGUGGCUUGUUUGCGGGGCUUAAUUGGCCUCUUCAUCAAGGGAUUUACCGUUUUGUAUGGCGCUGUUUGAAUUUUAUACCAGGAUAUGUUAAUGGUGUUGGGUUUAUUUUCAAGGUCUCCAACUUUUGGUUGCAUUAUUCUUUCCAAGUGUAUAUCAUCUUUCCCUAGGCAGAUUACAGUUGGGGCCUUCUAGUGAAACAUUGAGGCGUCGUCGCAUGCUGGUCGGCGCUCACAAGUGCAUGCGUUUUGCGUUCACCCUAGGUGGGACUAAGCAUGGAUUCCUCACGAGGAACAACGAUUUUUUACCGUGUUGAUCAAGAAGUAAACUAUCCAGGGGGUUAUGGCGACGUGUUCCAUGAGAGGAUAGGGCAAUACGUUUUAUAUUUACCAGCAUUGGAAGAAAGGGUAGCGGAGUGGAUCAAGGAGCACCCGGUGAUAUGGAAUGUCGGAAUGGGACAUGCAGCUUCGUUUUCACGGACCUUGAGCAGGCUCUUGUUUGAGCGCACCAAGGACAUAUCUGGGCCAUACGACCAAAUUACACGUGUGAGCCUACCACCUGAAGCAGGCAGGAGUACAGGAAAUCAUUGGCUGGCAUUUGAGGUCCUUAUGGAAAUGGCAAGAACCCUUGAAUUGCCACAGCGUGACAAAGAAGAGGUUCUAAAGCUCAAGCAACUCGCCGCAGAAGAGUGCUACUUCGGCUAUGGCACACUCUCCGAAAACCUGAUGCUCAGGGCGCUUGGACGUCAGUACGUUGAGUUGUUUGGAUCACUGUCCGUGGCGUGGGACCAUAGCUACGACCGUCAACACUGCUACUCCCUACUAUUAGAGAGGAUCCAAGAAGCAUUGCAAGGAAAGAGGCAUCUGCUGCUCGUAGAGAACCUGCAUGCUCCUGCCACACUGGAGGUGUUGGUUCACAUAAUGAGGAGACGGCGGCCAUCACCAUACCAGAACCGGUGGCUCAUCUCAACCACUUCGAAGGAUGUAUAUGACAGAAGCAGAUGGGUUAGGGGUGCUGAUGCCUACGGCGACGAAUGGCGUUUAAGUCUAGAAUAUUACCAUGCCCCCAAUUUUGAUGGUCUCCGCUACGACAGGGAUUGGGCUGUGCUGAUCGGAGAGGCCUUACGGGAUGCAGCCAACUCCAUCCAUAACGCACUCCAGCAGCAAGGGCGAGACGAGGAGUUCUGGCUCGGCAUAGCUAUGAACUGCUUCUAUUAUGCUAUCCUCUACCAUCCACUGCAGCUUGGAGCUGCUGGACGUCAAGAAACAAGCAACGCCUUAUUUGUUAGCUCUGACGAGCUGGUUCGCUGUUGGGUAGCUGAGGAUCUGGUUUUCACAGAAACAAGCCCCACCGAUACACCAGCGGCCAGCUGCGGUGAGAAAAGGAACAGUAACUACUACAGGUCUGCAUAUGAAGCUGGAAAGGUCAUCUUUCAUGCCUUGCAAGAAUAUUCAUUACUGCCAAUCUAUUCUGUUUCUAGCCAAACAAGCAACCCUUCAUCGUCCAUGGAUGCCGUUACUGGCCUAUCAAAGCUAGCAGGGGGAGUCCCCCGGCUCAAACAUGAUGAACUCUUUGAUCAUCAGAAGAGCGACCAGCUAAGAUGGGUCUCAUUUAUGAAAGACGAUGGUAGGCAUGUAAGCUGGAACUGGAGUUUCCAGUAUAUGCCCAGAAAUAUACCUGGAGAGAUGAACAUGACAACCCUUAUUCUAAGAGGUUGCUCAAAUAUAUCAUCAGGCUUUCAACUAGUGUUGAUCCACUACCUCCGUGUCCUUGAUCUGUCCUAUACACCAAUAAAUUCACUUCCUUCUUGGAUUUCUCGCCUAUCGAAUCUUGCCUUGCUCUCGCUCAGGGGCUGCUCUAAGCUUGAUAACUUAUCUCCGCAAGCACCUGCAUCUGUGAAAGAAACUUCAACACUUUCUCACCUUGGAAAACUUCAAGUCCUUGAUAUGAAUGGGGUUCCCUUGCUCGAGCUAACCCAACAAGAUGGCAGCAACAAGAGCAACCUGCACUACCUUGAUCUGUCGGGUUCAAGACUUACCACUCUGCCUUCUAAGUUCUUCUGUGAAAUGCCAUGUCUUGAGGAGCUCAUUCUGGGAAAUUGCUCCCAUCUCGAAACAUUGCCUCCUUCUUUGGCUAAAUUGUCCAAUUUGUUGAUCCUUCAUGUGGAGGGAACUCGGAUUUCUUAUUUUCCAGAGGGUGCAUUCGAAGCGAUGCAAAGACUGCAUACACUAAAGCUCAUAAGCAACACGCUAUUGGUAUCACUUCCAAUAUCACUCUCUAAAGCCAAAGGCCUCAAAGAGCUGCAUAUUUAUAAUUGUAUUAGCUUAAGGAUUGAGUUUCUCUGGGAAUUAUUAUCAUGCCUUGAAGAUCUUUAUAUACAAGGAUGGGAAGCCUUGGAAGAUAUCCAAAUCCUGGAGCAUCCUAACCUAAAAACCUUCUCACUCUCUGGAAAACGGGUUAGGUGCCUGUCCUUGCGUGGGUGCAGCAGGCUAAAAACCGUGGACUUCAGUGAUGAUCUCACGGCCUUGGAGGAUGUUGAUCUUUCAGGAACAGCUAUUGAGGAGGUCCCUCACAUCCUCCUAAAUCUGCCACAACUCAGGAUGCUACUUCUUCUUAAUGUCCCCUGUUAUAAGAGAUUCCCAUGGCAUCAAUUGGUUAGGUUUCCCAAGGUUUUCUAUUUGGAUCACUGUGCUGAUGAUUAUAACCAGGCUUUGAUGAUGUUUUGCCAGCAGAAAACAUGUGCAGAUGGGAAUCAGUAUAGACAGAGAAGUACCAAUACUGCUGAGAUCAACAUAAAUGACCCCAGUAUAUUUCAUAGCUUCAACUCAGAUGCUGCUGAGAAGUUAAUCAAGGAAGGACAGUUUCUCCAGUGUUUCAAUGUCCAUGUUAAACCAAAGAGUGUGAGAUGCAUGGAGCCGAAGAACAAAGGUGAGAUAUGUACCAAGAUCGAGAAGCAAUCACCUUAUCUUGAUGUGCAUUCUUCCGAGGCAGAUAGCAUUGUGCGCAUGAUGGAACUUCAGCCAAAAGAACGCCAUGUGGAGAUAUCUGCAAAUAAUCGGUACCCAUAUGGAUUAAGGCAUCUUCUCUCCGUCACAAAGUCAAUAUUCAUGACGGAUGAUUGUUUUGUAAGUUGCCUUAACGAACUGAAUUAUAUUAUGAUGUCUCUAGAAGAAUGCCAGCUCAUGCACUGCCAUAAAAUGGAAGUAGUAUUGAAAAUGCAUUCACAAGGGGCAGGAAAAAUAUUGCCCAGGGGUAAUACGAUGUUAAUAACCCCAGAGGUAUUUCCGUCCCUAAAGAUACUCCAGGUCUCCAAUCUAAAUAACCUAAUAAGCCUGGUCGAGCCUGGUGAUCUGACAUUUUCUAAGUUGCUCACUCUGAAUUUACUAAAUCGCAUUCACCUUGAGCACUGUCCACGUCUGGAGAAGCUUUUCCCAUGUAGUUUAUCAUUACCUGCCCUAGAGACUCUGGUGAUCCUGUUCUGCUCCAACCUGAAGAUAAUUUUCUACAAUAAAGACAAGAGCGCAAAUUCCGAUCGAGAACGUUACUACGAGGUAGCACGUUCUCCACUCCCAAACAUCAGAAGUAUCUGCCUCCAAGAGCUGCCACAGCUGAAGCACUUCCAUGACGAUGUCACAUUUAAAUUUGAAACACCAAAGUGGGAGAAGCUCUUUGUCCGAGGCUGCCCAUCCUUUCAACGUCUCCCACUAUUGAUGAAGGAAUAUCCAAAGCCAAAGGUGGAAGUGAGCGGAGAGCGUGAAUGGUGGGGCAAGCUGCAGUGGAGCCUUCGAGGGCAAAGCCACUACUACUUGCACGUGCCGCCACCGGAGUUUGUAUCACACAAGAAACAUAUCAUCAGAAGCUACCUUAGGUGAGCUUCGUUCAUUUCCACUCCCAGGAUGUAUGGCUUGUAUCCUGCAUUGUGUUCGAGUAUGUUCUGCUUUCUACGUAAUAUUGUUUUGUCAAGGGACACGUCAUCCCUUUGAUGGUUUGUUCGGAUCUAUUUGGUGUGGUUUGUGUGUAAAAUAAUUGGCAAUUCUGCUUGCCAUGAAUCCAAGCUUUAUGUGUAUGGAUUGGUGUGCUGAGAAUGAAUUUCAAGCUACCUGUAAUUUGCAGCGAUACAUGUAACAUCGCUUUCUCUC
Setaria italica (foxtail millet) is the source of this 4297-nucleotide messenger RNA. RefSeq lists its product as uncharacterized. The transcript is spliced from 7 exons. The record is from RefSeq and is a predicted model, not a curated record. Bases 434 to 4030 code for a protein of 1198 amino acids. Lineage: Eukaryota; Viridiplantae; Streptophyta; Magnoliopsida; Poales; Poaceae.